This is a messenger RNA of Lepisosteus oculatus (spotted gar), 9480 nucleotides long. Lineage: Eukaryota; Metazoa; Chordata; Actinopteri; Semionotiformes; Lepisosteidae. The record is from RefSeq and is a predicted model, not a curated record.
GCCAUGUUGAGAUUAUCUGCAGAAACUGCUGGAGAAAAACAUACACAAAAGCCUUUCGGUAGAAUUGUUUUUCUGAGCAUAUCAGUGUGUUUGAAAACUACAUUCAUGUUUUCCCACUUUUAAGAAAUAUUUCUGUACAAUGGCUGCGAACGCCCGAGAUGACGAGUUUGAUCAGUUUGACAAGCCAGGCGCCGAGAGGUCAAGAAGAAGAAGAACUGGAGAUGAUGACUUGGACAGUGAUUUGGAAUACGACUUACUUGAUGAUGAUUGGCUUACGGCCAAAAAGAAUCCUUCUGAUAUGUCAGAUGAAGAGCUGAAUGAUGACUUGCUACAGAGUGAUGAAGAAGAUCAAAAUAUUAGUGCCCAAGGAAUGACCGUAAGCCUCAACACUACAGCUACUCUGGUUUCUUCGUUCGACCUUAACGAGCAGUCCUUGGAAGAUGCAGACUACACAGACGGCAACGAAAAUUUGGAAGCUGAGGACUACGAAGGUGGAGAGGGGGUGGAGGGUUAUUCACAAGAAGAGUAUGCAGAACAGUAUGAAGCCACUGAUGCUGAGCUGGCAGAGGACCAAAUAGAAUACACAGGAGAGCAGGCUGAGGAAGAAAUUUACAACGGUGAAGUGUUAGACAUUGAAAUCAAUGACCCACUAGAUGAUGAAUUUCAAGAUGAUGAGUACUCCCAGGAUUACCACAGUCAGCAAACUGUGCUGCAGGUUCAGGUGGAGACGCCGAACGAAGCUGAGGAUGAGCAAGCCACCCCAAGCACGCAGGCCGUUGAUCCAGAAGAGAUGGAGAAUGAAACUGAGCAGGAACAGCAGCUCAGGGAAGAGUCCGAUGAGGAGGAGGAGGAGGAUGAAGAAUCAGGUCGACAGCGUUUUAAAACUGAACGAAAGGACGUCACCGUCAUACGCCUGUCCGAUGCAGCAAGUAAACGAAGAAACAUUCCAGAAACCUUAGAGCUUUCAGAAGAAGCGAAAGCAGCCCUCUUAGAGUUUGAGGAGAAGGAGCGCCAGCGGAAGAUGGGCCGCUUCGGGGGCCGGGGCAGGGUGCGAGGGAGAGGAAGAGGGAGAGGAGGGAACUUUUCCGGUUUCGGACUGGGAGACUUCAGGAAUGAUGGUCCGGAUAAAGGAAGAAUGAAUGAACAAAGACCUCCGCUCCUGCACAUGCCAAUGGCCAUGCAGCAGCAGCAUUCUAGGGUGCCUCCCCAGCAGCAGCAGCAGCAGCAGCUGCCGCCCCCGCCCCAGCGGAGUCAUUUCCAGGAGCCAGGUCCCCAGCGGAGCUCAGCCCCUCAGCCUCUCAUCCCUCCCCACCAGGCUCAUCGCUCCUCCCCGCCGCAGGGGACACCCGUUCGCCCCCAGAUCGAGGGGCCGAGAUUGACCAGCCCUCCCCCGCCUGCCCAUUCUCCGCAGCAGCCCAAGAACAUUCACAUUAACCCCCACUUCAGGGGACCGGUGUCCUCUCAUGUGCAAGUGCCCUUGAUGCCUGCGCAAAACCAGCCCAGGCCUGCUGUGGUUCCCCAGAGAUUCCCGGGACCACCUGAGUUUCAGCAGCAUGUCCCUGGAAAUUUUAACCACCCUCCGAGGCCUCACCACCCUGAGCCCUGGAGAGGACCCCCACCUCCUCAGGAGAGAGACCCUUUCUUCAUUGGCGAGCCAAGGUUCCCAGGACAGCAUAUGUUUGAUCAACAGAGCCCAGCUCCGCUCAUGAAUAAUAACCACCCUCUUCCUGGCCAGAAUCCCAUGGCUUUCAACCAGCCAGGGCCAGGGUUUAACCCACAAGGACAGCAACCGAUGUUCCAGCGGGAUCCCAUGAGACCAAACCUCCUUCCUCAGGGUCCCUUGGGCAUGUCCAACUUAAACCAGCCUGGACCUGCCAAUCCUAGACCUUUUAUGCCUCAGCGACAGCAGUUUCCUCAACCAGGGCCGCCUUUUCAACAUCAGUUUGGUAUGCAGGUACGACCGAGAGGGUUGAUGCAUCCCCCACUGCAUUCCCAGCCUCCUCACCACGAGCAGCAGCCACAGCACCAUCUGCACCAGUCUCUCCAGCACCAGCAUCAGCAUCAGCAUCAGCACCAGCAUCAGCAUCAGCACCAGCACCAGCCCCAGCACCACCCUGUGGCACAGCGCCCCCUGCUGCACGGACAGCAGCCGCCCUUCAGACAACAGCUGCACAAUAUACAGCCCCAGAUCAAUCCCAGAAUGCAACAUCCCCAGUUACGUACAGCGCCCAUUAAACCAAGAAUGAGAGCGGCGGUGAAGAACACGGUUCAGAAGGUCAAAAAGGAGCCGCCGGUUGUGCAGCCUACCCCUCCGCAGAAAUGUGAAGCAGAGAUUCCGGACGAGGAUGAAGAAACCAGGCUCUAUCGGUUAAAAAUAGAGGAGCAGAAGCGUCUGAGAGAAGAGAUCCUGAAACAAAAAGAGCUGAGAAGGCAGCUGCAAGCUGGCAUGAGAAAGAAAGAACUGCUGGAACGAAUCACGAGCCAGUAUCAGCCACAGCAGCAGCAACAACAGCAACAACAGCCACCUCUGCAACCUCAGCCCCCUGUACAGCUGCAACAGCAGCAGCCAUCUCAGACCCAAAACACGCCGCUGCCCCCUUCUAACGGCGUUCAGCAGGCGCCCCAGCCCGGAGCCGUGCCGCGACAGAAUGUGAAGAACCGCCUGCUGCUGAAAAAGCCCCCGGCACAGGGGUGGCCUGGUGUGCCCCAGCAGAACGUGAGGCCCCAGCAGUCUGGGCUAAACUUGCAGACUCAGUGGCCGACCCGGAAAAAUGUGAACCAGUUCAAUCAGGCCAGGCAAGGACCCCAAUUCCCGACCCCGCCGGCUCAGCCCAAACCUGCGGCCGUGUCAGCUGUGCCCGGGCAGCAGCAGCAGAGUGGUGGGAGGGAGGCGUUUGGACAAGGCAGGCCGCAGGAGCUGAAGCCUGGUGUGAAAAGGACUGUAAUGCAGAGAUCCAACAGUGGGGGGAGAGAUGGGCCACAUGGCGUCACAAAAGUCAGGGUAGUCAAGAUAUUAGGAGGGGGGGAAGAAGAACCUGACUACACUGAUCCAGUGCAGCAGCAGCAGCAGCAACAGAGGAUCCAGCCUCCACCUCAGCAACAGAGGCAGCCAGCGCAGCAGCAGAGGCAGGUGCCUCUGCGGAAGGUAACCAUGGGCAGGGCACCAGUCCAGCACCUGCAGCAACAAAAGCAGAACCAGCAGCAAGCAGGCCUGCAGGGAGGGAGAGGCACUUUUGGCAUUCAGUCUCAAAACAGGGUUGUUAUGCAGGGGCGAGGCAGAGUGGGAGCAGGCCAGAUGGGCCGGGGCCGCUUGAUGCCAAACAAACAGAACAUGCGAGUGGUGGAGACUCAGCCAUGCAUCGUGUCAAUUGAAGGGCUUUCUUCGUCAACCACUGAUGUCCAACUGAAAAACCUGCUGAUGUCAGUAGGACCCAUUCAGAUGUUUGAAAUGCUGCCAGAACAAAGGAAAGCCAUUGCAAAAUUUUGUAAUCCACAGCAUGCGUCAAGUUUUCAGCAGAGGUUCCACAGGCACAUGAUAGAUUUGUCACAUAUAAAUGUGUCACUGAUCGCUGACUAAGAUGCUGUGUGUUCGCACUGAGCGCCGGGUGACAUGACGAUGUAGAGGUGGAGGGGAAUGAUGGGGAGGUCGCUGUGAGACUCAUGUCAGCGCACACAGACGCACGGGCAAAUCUAGCUUCAAGUCCUGACACAGCCUUGUGGAACAGUGGAAUCUGCAGACUCACGGGAUGAAACGGGCCCAGCGACACAGGAAGAUGUGCACUGCUACCUGAGGAUUUUGUGCUUUAACUCACAACUUGUGACUAUUUUCUGGUCAUCCAUGAAUGCUCACUCCAGACGUAGAAUCACAGCACGUGCUCGCUUUACCAGUGAUGACUUUACAAGGGAAGCUGGUGAAGAUUUGCUUUUCCUGUGCAUAAGAAAGACAUUAGUAGUGAAUAACACUUGAUAAUGGUUGUUCUCAUCUUUAAAACACUUUUUCUCAGAAACUCAGCUCAGUCUCACAAACUCAGUCUAUGUAUCUGGAAAAUUCAUGGUCAGAAAGCUUGGACAUCUCUCUGUAGGUGGUUUCUUCUGGAUAAUUGAUCAGCUUAAUUGUGUUUGUACAAGAAACAAGUUUUGAUUUUUAUGUAGGUGCUGCUGUUACUCUGGAAAGACAAUUUGGCCUGCCCGUUUAAAUUUUCUCUUCCAUGCAGUGCCGUAGAGAGGCUUUAGAUGGCAGCAUUUGACAGUACAAAUCAAACCGAAGCGGUCACUUUCUGCAUUUUGAUUUGCAGUAUGUGACCGUUCCAGAUGAAAGCCCCCUUAGUUUUGUCAAUAUCGCCACCUUGUGGACGUAAAUGGGUGAAUGUAAGCCAUCGUGUUCAAUGACGGAUUUUCUCUCCUGACAUUUUAAAAUUUGACUAAGUUUAAUUGCUUUUGUUUCAUUUGAAACAUGAGACAGACAGUGUGGUUUUAAAAAAGACAGUAUGCCUUCUCAGCAGAGGAUUUAUUUGUUUCAGUUACUGCUAAACUGAGUUUCAGGAUAAGCUUUCUGUGUAUAUGUAACUUAUACUUUUCCCUUUCGUAACAUAAGUUCUCUCAACAAAGGUAUGAAAAGUUUCUCUUGACAUAAUAGGUGAAGGUCUAGUUUUGAGUUGCUUAUAAUUGAGAGCUGCAUAUCUCAUCUGGCAUUCUCUUAACUGUAACUAGGUUGAUAAACUCAUAGCAAGUAAUGAGAAGAUAUUCUUUGCUUCCCAACAGAGCAGUCUGACAUUUUUACUUAAAUUUCCAAAUUUCUACUGUUCCAUGGUCUGAGCUGCAUUUUCGGUAGAAAAUGACUUUGACUCUGUGACGCCCUAUUGCAUUUCAGUUAUCAUAUGUAGUUUUCAUGUUUUUUUUUUUAAAUCAUCUCUUUCUAUAGAACAAAUAUAGUUCCUCAGUUAUAGUCUGGUCUUCGUAAGGAUUGACAAGUUCAAAUUUAGAAUUCAAUCAAAAUAAAGUUGGUGGUUUUAAUCUCUGCAUCCAUAUAGAGAUUCAUUUUACAUUUUUCAUUUGCAGGAUAAAAUCCUAAUUAAUGUGGUUGCUCUUAGGCUUCAUGGAAAUAUUUUGCCAACGCCUUCCUUCCUGCAGCCUAUUACAAUGUUUAUUUUCAACAAAUACCUUAAUUCAGGCAGUCUUUCUGUUGGCAUAAAUAGUGUUUAUAUGUACAGUAUGUAUUCAUAUAUACAGUAAAAAGUUGUGUAAGUUAAUACAACCUAGGCAAAAUAAUACUGUAUUCAGUGUAGAUAAUGUCUAAUCAUUACCUGUAACAAGCACAUUAUUUGCAUACAGGAUACCCUUACCCAGGGUGAAUUUAAAAUGUUUUGAGGACCGUGCAAGUUUUCACAUACAUUGUCAUAUACUGAUUAAGGCCAAUGAUCUCUCCAGAGAGCAUUUCCACUCAUAAAGAAUAAAUAUAUUGUAUACUAUAUUACAAAAAUAUGUAAUUUAUCAUAUUUUUCAUAACACCUUUUCAGAAGUUCUAAAUAUUUGCUAUGGACAAAUGAGAAAAAUAAAAAAAAACUGUGUGACGAAUCUGUAUAGUAUCACCAUUUUCAGAGCAGUACACAAUACCCAAGAGGCAAUUGCUGUGCCCAUGACGCUCAAUCUCUCCAUGAGCAUACCUCUUUCGAAAUCUUCUAGUCGUUCAGUUAAUGUUAGUGUAAUUGCAUUUUAGGAGCUCUCAGUUCUGUUGGUGAUAGGAACUGGAAAUUGUGUAUGAAAUUUUUGUGAUUUUAUUUUAAACCCCCAUAUCUGGAAAAGUCAGUUUGGAAAUUGGCUUCCUUGUGUCAUACAAGGAAAAUGAAAAGCUGUAGACAUACUCCUGUGACAAUCUGACCCUUGGGACCCAUUCAACAUGUGAUAUGCCAUGCGCUCCACACUGCGCUGGGUGCUUGCAGGCUCUCUUCAGACCCCCAAGAGCCUGUUGUACCAAACUCCAAGGCGAUGGUGGCUGACUGACCAACCGCGUAAGCAGUGGUGUUCCACAUCUUGAGGAAUCGCAGUCACGGUCUGUUCAUGACGUGGCCCAGGCAUGAGUCAGUGACGUCUUGAUUAUAGGACUCCCACCUGUUUCUUCAUUGAAUACCUUUACUGUGCUGCUUCUGUGGAUCUCCUGGGGUUGAUUCCUUUUAGAUUUGUCAUCUCUUUUGGUACCAAGAAGAAGUUACGGUUGACAAUUUAUUCAACUUGUAAUGUCUGAUUAUAAGAAAUUAGUGAUUUUUGUAGAAAACAAAUAGGAUCAGGCAACAUGUGCAUGCACCUAUAUGUGCGUGUAAAUAUUUGAGAGAGUGUUCAGUAAAGUGGAUUAUUUACCAGAUACAAUGUGCGAAGACUUGUUUGUCAGCGUUGACUGCUUCUGCAUCCACACUUUUGAUGCCACCUCACAUUUUUAUGGAUGCCCAUGAAGUGAAAACAAUCUUUUUGUCACUACCCGUUCCUGUACUGCCUUAGAAGAUUAUAAUUAUCUUCACAUCACAAGUUUCAGCCUUGGAAAGCUUCCUUCACUUAGUCAAAGUGAUGAAAGUCUGAUGAAUCCAGCUGUCAGGAAAGCGAUGACAGUAUUCUGGAACCAGAAGAGUGAUAUCUGCCCAGUCCAAUGUGGAAAUUUGAACAAAUAAGUGCAACAUAGUCUGCAUUUGUGCAAACUCAACUGUAACCACUAAUGUGUACAGUGCGUCACGGGACAGUCGUCACAGGUGUCAUUCUGUAGGAUGACAGUGUGAAGUCUGUCUUACUAUGAGGGCUACAGUGCAGUGCAUUGAAGAUCUAGGUUGGAAUUCUUAACACUGCCACCUUUCAGUCCAGUUCUUGCACUGUUCAGCCACAAAACUCUCAGAGAUAGGAACUUUAGUGAUAAAUACCCAUAAGCUCGUGAAACAAUGGCAGGAGUGUUGCGAUGUACGAUAUUGGGGAAAAUAAGUCUUCCCCACUAUUGAAGGCUGAACCAUUUUAUUUUCCCAACUUAUUUUUUAGGCUUAAAUUCUGGUAAUAUCUGAUUAUGUAUCUACCUUGAAGUCUAAGUUUAGGUCCUCGUUUUGUUAAUAUACAUGCAUAGAUGAAUAGGAAAGCAGUGCUUGCUCCUCAGUUGCUAAAAGACAGGUUUACUUUGGUACAAAUGUGCCAAUCAGAGCGUUAUAUAAUAAGCAGACAGCUAUCAGUUGAUAUUUUAGUGUCUAAGGUAUGCUUAUACUGAAGAUGGGUGAUUUUUAUUUAGUGUAGAAACAUAAUUAUCAUAAUUACCAUUAUCAGGCUAUGCUGAUCAUUCUGACUUAAAGCAUAAUUUGUACAUUUAAGACAGUUUCAAAUUUGCAACAAAGGAAGAUGAAUGUGUAACUUAAUCAGUAACUUUUACACAAGCACCAGUUUGUGUGCUCAGUUCAGUGUCCUCUGUGUAAGAAUUUGUAAUAGACUGGUGAACAUCUAACAGCAGCAAAGAGCUGAAACAUUCUCAAAAACAAUUUGAAUGUCAGUUUUUCCAGUUCUUGAUAACAUAAUUUAUCGUGCUUUUAUUUCUGGUAGAUUGCAGAGUUCAUGUAGGGCAUAAAAUGCAGAAAGCUCAAAGGAAUUUUGAAAACUGUUUUUUUUGUAUUGCACAGGUUUGAAGACCGUUAGGUGUGGUUACACUGGCAAAAACGUUUUUAGAACAAGGCCAGGAUAUAUUCCCUAAUGGGUUUCUAAAUGCAUUCUUAUCGUGAACAACAUACUGCAGUACCAGUAUAUACAAUUUCCAGGGUGCAUUGCAUGCCAGUAAGCAAUAUUAUAUUUCUGCCUUCUCAUAACUCAUUUAAGAUCUUCUCCAGGCAGAAAUAUGACCUGCUGCUGUCACACAAGUAUAUAUGACAGUUUUGGAACAGAAUGUAACAGAAUCCUUGCAGAACGAUGCCAGAAUUCAAGUUUAAAUACUCAGGGGAUUAUACCCUACUUUGGAGGUUUAUAUCAGACGUGGAUACUAGUAUAAAGUGUCCAUUUCUCUUGAAUUGCUAAAUUUAAAUACCUGUGUUCAGAUUAGGGGGGAUUAGUGGUAUGACUGUACUUUGAAUUCCUUUAAUGGUCUUGGUUUCAAAACAAUGUUUACUGCAGUAGUCAGUUUGCAUUUCUAGUAAUGUAGAAAAGACACUCAAGUAAAUAGAUUCACUAAUCUUUCAGAUGCUCAGUUGUAACAUUACUUCAUAUAUCAUUUUGCUAAAAUUGUCAUUUCAAACUGAUCAGUUCCACAAAGGAGGGUUGUAUGGUGCUUCCUCAAUGUAUUUUCUGCUUAACCAAGGGUUAAGGUAUGAAGGUGCUAUGCACUUUAAAAAGAACUCUAUCUUGAUUCCCUUAUAAGAGAAAAAGAUCAGUAAUGUAGGUAGUUAUAGAGUCAGACAUGCUCUUCUUGAGUAUUUUAAAGCUGUAGCCCUUAGCAGUUAUUACAUGUGGGUUAGGCAUACUUCACUCUUCUAUUCCAUUACAUCCAAUGUUUUUCAUGUAAUCGUUAAUCAUUAUUUACCUCCAUUAGGGAGGAGCAUGUAAGGACCAAAGGGAAUAUUUGAAGAGGUGAAGUUGCCUAUCUCUGUCCAAAAUAACUAGAAUUCAAAAGUCUUAAAAGAACUGUCUGAUCUGUGAUUCUGUCGUCACAUUGUGCAGCAAAUUACAUUUUCUUACACUUCUGCUUGUAAGAUAUCUGUGUAUCACUGCAGGAAGGGCUACAGUUGUCUUAAAAUAAGUUGCUGUUGUGCUUUCUGCCACUUUAGUUUCUCUCAAAUGGAAACAUCUGUAUAAAGCUGAAGAUAAGUAACAUUAUUUAGCCUUUUCAGAAACCCCAGUCUUUUCUCGCUGAGUGUUGUAAGGCUGUUGUUUUUUUUGCUCACCUUUUCUUGGUGGUGUGUGAUGAUCUUUUUAUCAAGAUCCAGAAAAAAUGUAAGUGACUUAAAAGACCUCUUAAAUGUCAUGCUGUUGUUUUCAGUCAUACUCUAGAUUUGGGUUUCUCAUUGAAGGUGAAAUGCACAAAGAAAGCUGCAUUAGGGGUUUAAUGCUCUUAACCUCUCUUUUUAUCCUGUGAAAGCAUACUGUCUUUUUUAAAUGCAUUUUUUGAGAACUCAUUGUUUUACACAAUGCAAAAGGGUAAGAUUUUUACCUUUUUCAAGUAGGGCUGUAAGGUUUUCAGGGGAUGUAAUACUAACUUUAUUCCCUCCUGUUCUUAGUUGAGGGAAAAUGUCACGCACUGUAAAAUUUAUUGUGGAAGGUGUUGGGCAACCAUUAUCAGUUUGUUCUUUAUCAUGUAGUUAAAGUGCAAGAAAUUGCAUCUCAUUUACAUUUAAUGUUUAGGUUUUUAUUUUUGUUUCUUGAUCAUUGUUUUGGACUACAGUAGACUUCAAUGUACAUUUAAAGUUUUGGAUCAGUUCUUCUUAGACUUGUAUGUAUCAAGAAAAACAUUUUAUAAAGGUUGUGUCUAUAAGUAAA